Messenger RNA from Egretta garzetta (little egret), 1368 nucleotides. RefSeq names its product unc-93 homolog A (gene UNC93A). The record is from RefSeq and is a predicted model, not a curated record. Lineage: Eukaryota; Metazoa; Chordata; Aves; Pelecaniformes; Ardeidae. The transcript is spliced from 8 exons. Bases 1 to 1368 code for a protein of 455 amino acids.
AUGGAAAGGAAUCUUAAGAAUGUUUUGGUUAUUUCUUUCGGAUUUUUAUUUCUCUUCACUGCUUAUGGAGGACUCCAGAGUCUACAGAGCAGUCUCCACUCAGAAGAAGGCCUGGGCGUUGCUUCCCUAAGUGUUCUCUAUGCUGCGCUCAUCUUAUCGUCCAUGUUCCUCCCUCCAGUCCUCAUCAAGAAGCUGGGCUGCAAGUGGACCAUCGCAAGCUCUAUGUGCUGCUACAUCGCAUUCUCCUUAGGGAACUUCUAUGCUAGCUGGUACACACUAAUCCCUACCUCUGUGAUCCUGGGCUUAGGAGGAGCACCGCUCUGGUCUGCCAAAUGCACUUACCUCACCAUUGCUGGCAAUUCUUAUGCUGAGAAAGCAGGAAAAAUUGGGAAAGACAUCAUCAACCAAUACUUUGGGGUCUUCUUUCUGAUAUUUCAGUCCUCUGGCAUCUGGGGAAAUCUUAUCUCAUCCUUGAUACUCAGCCAAGCUUCCAACAAAGUGGAAAUCUCAGAAGAAAACCUGACAUGCUGUGGAGCGUAUGACUGUGUGACCAAUGCCACUGGCACCACUGGAUCAGCAGCAGAACCCUCCAAAUCCUUAAUUUACACUCUGCUGGGGAUAUACACUGCUAGUGGUGUGCUAGCUGUGUUGCUGAUUGUUGUAUUUCUGGACCAGAUCAAAUCUGACCAAGCAGAGACUGAGAAAGAAAUACUAGAGACGCCAACCUUUUGGUCUACGUUCCUAGCAACUUUCCAGCACCUUAAAGAUAAAAGACAGUGUCUUCUAAUCCCUCUGACAAUGUACAGUGGGUUUGAACAGGGAUUUCUUUCUGGUGACUACACAAAGACAUAUGUGACCUGUGCCCUGGGGAUACAUUAUGUUGGUUAUGUGAUGAUCUGCUUUUCAGCUGUAAAUUCCCUCUGCUCUCUGCUCUUUGGAAAGAUCUCUCAGUUCACGGGUAGAAAACUUCUAUUUGCAUUAGCCGCAGUUACAAACACCGCCUGUAUAAUAGCACUCCUGCUCUGGAAACCUCACCCUAAGCAGCUUGCUGUGUUUUUUGUAUUCCCUGCUCUUUGGGGCCUAUCGGAUGCCAUUUGGCAGACACAAACUAAUGGACUCUAUGGCAUUUUAUUUGAGAAACACAAGGAGGCUGCCUUUGCCAACUACCGUCUCUGGGAAUCACUUGGAUUUGUCAUUGCCUUUGGUUAUAGCACCAAACUGCAAGUCUACAUCAAACUGUACAUUUUAUUGUCCGUGCUGGUGUUGUCCAUGGUGAUGUAUGGAGUGGUUGAAUACCUCAAAGCUAAGAGCCCCCCUGUGACAAAAACUGAAAAUGUAGUACCCUUCACCCAGGAAACACACACGUAA